AUGAGCGACGACGACGAUGCCCCCGAGGCGCUGCUCAGCGACGAGCCCUCCGCGGGCAGCGGCGACGAGGGCCUGGAAGGCCCCGAGGGCGAUGGCAUGGACCUGGACGAGAGGGGGGGGGCGGGGGGCCGCUACGUCGACUCUAGCGACGAGGAGGACGGGGAGGACGUCGAGGAGUACGAAGACGACGGGUUCGUCGUCGCCAGCGAGGAGGAGGAGGAGGAGGAAGACGAGGAGGACGAGGAUGAGGGCGGCAGGGAGCGCCACAGAGGGAGACGCCGCAAGAAGCGGCGGCGCAGCGACGCCGCGUUCCACCUGGAUGAUGAGGACUACAAGCUGCUGGAGGAGGGCGGCGUCACGGGGGUGAGGCGACCGCAGAAGGGGGGCCGCAAGCGGCUGAAGAAGCUGGGGGACGUGGACCACGUGGACCACCCACGCGACGCCACGCAGCUGAGGGAGGAGCUGUUCGGCGACGGGGAAGGCUUGGAGGACGAGCUUGAUGAUCAGGGUGAAGAGGAGGAUAUGGGCCCACAGGGCAGCAUACAGGAGAUGGAUGAAAUGGUUGAUGAAGAUGGGCUGGACGGCUUCAUUGUUCAUGACGAGCAAGGUCAAGGAGAAGGGUCCAGAAGGGGAAGGACAUCCACAAAGGAGUAUCUAGGCGAAUCAAACGAGGCCUUGAGGGACAUCUUUGGGGACACAGAAGACCUGUUGGCUCUGUAUGAGGAGCAGCGAUCGAAGAGGAAGGCUGACGAAAUGCAGCAUGAUGUAGAGACUACGGGCCAAGCCAGCAUCUAUUCUCAGUAUGACCCAGAAAUGAUGGCACGGCAUGGUCUGCUGCCCGAAGAUGAGGAAAUCCGCAGGACGGAUAUUCCUGAGCGGUAUCAGCAGCGCAUGGUGGUGGGGACAGAGUCCAUGAAUUAUGACGCUGCUGCAGAAUGGAUUUAUGAAUGGCUCUUUGGCCUUGAGGCUCAUGUGCGGCUUGAGCGAGAUCUGGUGGAGAAUGGCCGACUGGAAGUGGACGGUCCACUUGCCAAGGGGAUCGAAGAAUAUGAGGGUAAAGAAUUUAAUGAGGUCGUCAGGGGUCACAGAGUCGUUCAACUUGCACGCGACAAGAAUAUGAGGCAGGAGUGGCGUGAGGAUAAGGACAGACAGGACGUGCUGAAGAAAUCGAUCAAGGACGUUCUGGAGCAUAUGUACAAGAAGCAUGAGGAGGUGCCAUACAUCGGUACAUACUGCAAAGAAUUUUGUGGAGAGCUGAUGGCUUUAAGGGCCGAUGAUGUUCCUUCACACACCACACAGGAUGAGUUCAUGCGAGCCAAGGCUGAAGGCAAAAUGUUCUUCCCGCCUGGAAGCAUCCAGGCUAAGCACAUGACGAUGCGACGGUGGGAGCCACUUUGGGCAGUCUAUGAGUGGAGCUUGAAGUGGCGGCGUUUGGAGGGCCGCAAAGAGAAACGCAUUGAAGUGUAUGAACGGGCACAUGGAGCUGCUCCUUCAGCCGCAAGCGAUGCUAUUCGAUGGUGCAUCGAUGCUCUAUCAAUGGCUCAGACCAUGGAGGCCAUUGAUGACAUAGACGAGAAGUUUGAGCUGAUCGUUGGGACGGAUGCCAACCUCCAUGCAGAAUUUGGUCGCACAGGGCAUGGCAAAACUGGAGGAGUCCGACGAAAGCCUCCCAAACUCCAGAAAUACUGCCUGUACUCUAAGGCAGGGCUGUUACUAUUGGUGAACGAACUGGGCCUGGUGCACCGUCUGCUAGGCAAACAGCACGAGCGCCAGAACCAACAGAGGGUGAGGGUGUCUUUGGAUGACUUCUGCAGCACCUUUGUGGAUGAAGCAAGGGGACUCCCGGACAGGGCUGCAGUUCUGCACGCUGCAAAGCACCUUGCAGCAGUGGAGCUGUCGACAGAGCCAGCUGUACGACAGGCACUGAGGAACGAUUUCAUACAGUAUGCAGUGGUGACAACUACUCCCACUGAAGCUGGAGAGAGGGUUUUGGAUCCGUUCCAUGUGUACGGCAGGGUGAAGCACCUGAAGAAUAAACCGCUGCUGAGCUUUGAUGACAGUGACUACUUCCUCAGGAUCUUGUCAGCCACGAAGGAGCAGUUCUUGACAUAUACAAUGGGGGUCCCCAAUGAUGUGUUCGAGGAACACAUCCUGCCAAAAAUGAUGUCUCACUUCAUGGAAGGCGACACUGAAGCACUUGCACCUGGUUGGAAUGAGUAUCGCACAGCGAUUCUACAAGACGUGGCACUGGUGCACCUCUUUCCUGCACUUGCACGAGAGCAAAAGUCCAAGCUUGCAGAAAGUGCAAGUGAGUAUGUGAAACUCAAGUGCGAUGAGGAACUCUGGCGCUAUGCAUCUAUGGCACCAUUCAGGGCGACAGAGGCAGGGGAGGACGGUGAUGAGGAGAUCGUCGAAGCAACGAAUGUCUGUGCCUGUGUUUGGGGGCCUGGUGGUGCUGGUCCAGCGACAGUGCUGGUGAUGCUGGAUGCUCAUGGACAGCUCAAGGACUUGCUGCAAGUGGCCCAGUUUAGUGGAUUCAUACCAUACACCAUGAGUGGCGAAAGUGGCGAAACUCUGAGUGUUUUUGACGACGAACGGAAGUCAAAAGAUGCUGGCCGCAUCCAUGACUUUCUGAUGGAGCACAAGCCACAUGUGAUCGCUGUGGGAGGAGCAAACCUGCACUGCCGGCAGUUGCUGGACGACUUGAAAUCCAUCAGAGACAACUUUUUGUCUGAGCACCCCCGGUUCAUUAUCAGCAUUGCAGGGAACAUGGAGGUCGUGUUUGCCCCAGAGAGGCUGGCACAGCUGUGGGAGAACAGUGAGUCUGCCAGGACAGAGCUUCGUGAACACCCAGGCAUCGUUCGCAGGGCCGUGGCCCUUGGCAGAACACUGUUGGACCCCCUGGCUGUGCUGGCAUGCCUGAGAGAUCAUGGUGACACCAUCCUGUCCUUGCCACUGUAUGACAUGCAGAAAUCCUUGAGUCGAGAAGAGCGGCUGUGGGGAAUCGACCAGGUCAUAAUGACAGCAGUCAACCAGCUGGGUGUGAAUCUGAAUUUGAUUGCAAACAUUGGUUGGCAGUCCUCAACUCUCCAGUUCGUGUCAGGACUGGGCCCAAGGAAAGCCCAGGCAAUCCUGAAUGCCAUUCAGCAGAAUGGCAACAAAGUGGGGUCACGAUGGGAGCUCAUCAACGAGUUGGGAGUUUUGGACAAGAGGGUUGCCAAGAACUGCACAGGAUUUUUGAGGAUCAAUAGUGCUGGAUUGCCAUCUUUGGCAAGCUUGGACUGCGACCCCCUGGACGAUUCCCGCAUUCAUCCAGAGCAUUACAAUCUGGCGAAGCGCAUUGCUGUCAGUGCAGUUGGUGACAGCAUUGAUGAGGAGAUGGCUGUUGGGCGGGCAGUGAAUAACCCAGAGCUUGUGGAGCAGCUGGACCUGCAGGAAUACAACAAAUAUUUGGUGGAGGAAGAGUGCAAAGACGACAGCCUUUCAUUGCUGAUUGACAUCCAGAUGGAGUUGAUAGACCCCUUUCGUGACCGGCGCAAGGGGUAUCAAAUACCCAAGGAGCACGAGGUUUUCUUCAUGCUGGCAAAUGAAUCGCCAGAGGAACUUAAGCCUGGGAAACUGCUGGAGGUGACUGUCCGUUACGUGGACAAUGAUGCUGUGUACUGCAACUUGGAGCAAAGCAGACUGGAGGCAGUGAUAAACAGAGAAAAUGUGAGCAGCAGUGAAGUUACUGAUCACAUGGACCUCAGGGCACGGUGCAAACCAAAAGAUGUCAUCACUGCAAGGUUGCUGGCCAUCAACUUCAAGGACUUCAGGGUGGAGCUGACGUGCCGUUCAGCAGACCUGCAAGAUUAUCAAGCUUGGGAGAGAGAGUAUUGCAUCGACAAAUAUUAUGAGAUAAAGAGUGAGGCAGAUAUCCUGUCAGAGAAAGCCCUAAAGGCCAAGUCCAAAAAGGCACAGAGUUUUGUCUCUCGCCCAAUCAGCCACCCGCUGUUUAAAAAUGUGUCCAUCACGGAAUGCAUGCAAGAGCUCCGGGAACAAGAGGUGGGAGACUGCAUGCUUCGGCCAUGUAGCAGGGGCUUCAACUCCAUCAUGUUGAGUAUGAAGACAUUCCAGGGCAAGUAUGGUGCCAUCUAUGAGCACAGAGAAAUCAUGGAGGGACCCAAGGGCACAGGCCAGGGCACUCACCUGCGCCUGGGCUUGCCCCUGACAAUAAUGGUUCCAGGAGGCAAGAAGCUGAUUUUUGAUGACCUGGAUGAGGUGAUCGCUCAGUAUGUGGAAAAGUACGUGGCCAGAAUUCGAGCAGUCACAUCUCACAGGAAGUUCAGGGAUGAGCACAAGUCAGAGAUUGAUGAGUAUCUCAACGAGGAGAAAUUGCGAAGUGGCUCGCGAAUGGCUGUCUAUGCCUUGGGGAUCGAGUACCACAAGCCAGGAUUCCUGUACAUUGCUUGCAUCUGGUCUGAAAGUGUGCACCAUGAGCACUUUGCUGCGGUGCCAGAUGGGUACUACUUCAGGAGCCAGGUGUACAGGUCUGUUGACAAGAUGCUGGCAGACUUCAAGAAGAAUCCAAACUAUAAACCCAAGGUGGCAAACCUAAGGCAGCAGGAGCCAGAGAUGUCAGUACAGACGUACUCACGAGCCACUUCUGUCCCACGAGCUGGGCUGCCUGCUCACAGUGGUGAGACACAUGCGACGAGACGCACGUAUGAUGCACCUGCAACUCCGUCUUCAAGGCAUUACAGUGGUUCCCAGUACAAUCAGCGCAAUUACAACAAUGGGAAUACCUACAGGGGUGGAGGGUAUGGCACACCUGGCAGGUUUGAAGGCAAUCGCUUUAGCCAAGACUCAAGGGGGAGAGGGCCCCCAAGGAGAGAUGGCGGCAGCAGUACUGGUGGGUACCCCAGGGGCAACAGUUAUGGUGGGGGAUCAGGCGACUGGCACAGUGGAGGCUGGGGUGCAUCGCAAAGCCAAAGGAGGUCAGAUCGGAUUGGCCAACCUUCCCCUGCACGGCCACCUUCAGGUCAGAACGGCCAUUCUCAGUGGCGUGGUGGUGGAUCGCAGCAGGCUGCCAGUGGGAGACCUCAGGUUGCGGAUGACAGCUCAGACGAUUCUGAGCCUCUGCGGUUCGGCAAGCCGCCACCAAAGUCAAGCAGUGCGCCAGACAGUGCAGCACCAGCUGCCGGUACGGGCUCGGCACAUUUCCAUCCUGCUGUGAGGACGAGUUCUGUGUCGUUUCCUGAACGGCCAGGCGGCAGCCAGGGUGGCCCGCUGCAAAGCUUCCCAGCACAGCCAGGCGUGGGGCUGGGGACCCCAUCCUCUAGACGACCAGCUGCGAGCCAGAGUGCUGCUAACUCUGACUCGUCAGACUCUCCAUACCAUUUCUGA
Messenger RNA from Ostreobium quekettii, 5385 nucleotides. Lineage: Eukaryota; Viridiplantae; Chlorophyta; Ulvophyceae; Bryopsidales; Ostreobiaceae. The record is from the annotation of a GenBank genome assembly.